AUGAACAACUGUAACGGCAGGAGGGUGUGUGAACUAAAGGUCCGUGGCAUUGUUAAUUCUGAUCCCUGCCCUGGGACCGCCACAUACCUGGAAACCACCUACUACUGCUUGCCAGCAAUUCACUUUGCUACAUGUGAGGGCUCUUUGGCACACCUCCAGUGCGAUGAAGGACAGAUUAUAUUUGUCUACGGUGCUCACUAUGGACGCCAUGACAAGACCACAUGUUCUUACCAAUGGCCCGCUAGAAAUAUUGAAAACGUUGCCUGCUCCAGCCCUACUCACUUAGUUGCAGACAGCUGCAAUGGAAAAAACCGCUGCACUAUCAGUGCAACCAAUUCCGAGUUUGGAGACCCUUGUGGCGGCACUUACAAGUACCUGGAGGUGGCUUACACUUGUAUCCUUCGUCGGGAUUAGCUUCCAAACAAUAAACCUCUUAACAUACUGAUAUUCCUGUAAUAUCAGAAGAAAGAAAACCCCAUGGAAAUUAAAUGGUGCAUCUCAAAG
Molecule: messenger RNA, 504 nt
Organism: Trematomus bernacchii (emerald rockcod)
Lineage: Eukaryota; Metazoa; Chordata; Actinopteri; Perciformes; Nototheniidae
Product: L-rhamnose-binding lectin SML-like
Exons: 6
Coding region: 1-414 (137 amino acids)
Molecular function (GO): carbohydrate binding
Source: RefSeq, a predicted model, not a curated record